This is a messenger RNA of Chelmon rostratus (copperband butterflyfish), 3427 nucleotides long. RefSeq names its product eukaryotic translation initiation factor 1A domain containing (gene eif1ad). The record is from RefSeq and is a predicted model, not a curated record. The transcript has 5 exons. Gene Ontology annotation, molecular function: RNA binding; translation initiation factor activity. Gene Ontology annotation, cellular component: nucleus. NCBI's taxonomy places the organism in Eukaryota, Metazoa, Chordata, Actinopteri, Chaetodontiformes, Chaetodontidae. Gene Ontology annotation, biological process: translational initiation. The coding region runs from base 170 to 715 and encodes 181 amino acids.
CAGAAACGCAUGUGGUUCGGCUUUCCUGAUAAUUAUUUCAACUUAUCUCUCUUCGAAAGUGUUUUUUAGCUGCUGUCAAGCUGCCCAGAAACACUCUGUAUCAAAAAGAAACAAUCGCGCUUUUUUUUUCUUUCAAGCUGGCGAAGGAACCUGAGGCUCACCGGUUAUAAUGUCACAGGCCACAAAACGCAAACAUGUUGUCAAGGAGGUUCUUGGAGAUUUUGUGACGCCCACAGAAAACCAACAGAUUGUGAAGGUUAUCAGUAGCCGUGGUAACAACCUCCAUGAAACUGUCACCGCCCAGGGUGAGACUUUCCUGGUGAGCAUGCCCACAAAGUUCCGCAAGAACAUCUGGAUCAAGAGAGGUGACUAUGUGAUUGUGGAUCCUAUUGAGGAAGGAGAGAAGGUGAAGGCAGAAAUUAGCUUCAUUCUCUACAAAGAUCACAUUCAGUACCUGCAAAAACAACAGCAAUGGCCAGAAGGAUUUAUGGAGGAGCCGUCGGAGCAGGACAAGACAAACGAACAGCAGGAAAAGGAAGAGGGGACAGAGGAGAAAGACGAGGAAGAGGACGUUAGCGACUCUGAAGAUGAUGAGAGCGACCUCUUUGUAAACACCAACCGCUGUAACUACCAGUACAGCGAGAGUGAGGAGGAGGAGGACGACAGUGAGGAAGAAGACGAUGACAAACCAGAAAGGACAGGAAAUGGCUCGUAGUGGCAGAGCUGAGGACACAGACACUCGAGAGUGAGCACUGUGGAAAUCGUGACAGUGUGCGCUGCCGUUAUCACUGACUGAUUUGUAACGAUGCUCCUCAUUCAACUGCUCCCUCUGCAGUUCUUGUAUGGAAACCUGUUGUCACACUAAAUGACCGGCUCAUCAAGUGGACUUGAACUUAAUGGAGCACUAUAAGUCUUGCUUGUUGAAUGAAUUCUAAAAAAAUCAGUAACGUUGAAAUUUAAAAUUUAUAACAAACUCUAGCAUGUUUAUAUACUGACCUCUGGUGUAGCCAUUAAUAUAUUGGCAGUACAACACAAGGUGUACUGUAUACCCAGGUCAUAAAGUACAUUUGAAGGUUAAUUUUAAAGUAAACCGUGGAGGAUUUUCCAAAAACACAAUCUAUAGACUCAGAAGUCAUCCCUGUCAACCAUUGCUUAUGACCCACCAGAAGCCUGUGGCAGUGUUUUUAUCUGCAGAGACCUGCCCUUUGCCUUUAUUAAGGUUUUAUUAUGUUGUUAUGUUCAGGACAUUUUUGGGCUGCAACCUUUGGGCAGUGGAUGUGUAGCUCCCAGCCAAUAACAAUGUUCAGGUGAGGUUCAGACUCUCUAAAAAUGUAGUGACCAGGCUGAUGCUUAUCUGAAUCAUCUGUGUCUGAAGCUCAGGUAGCUCUGCUAAAUACUCCUGCCUGGACACAAGCACAAUUAGGAAAUGUUGCUGUUGGAUUGUUGACUGCUGUCUGAAGCUCGACAGAUUACAUAUGACACGUAAUUAUAGUCUGCUGCUACGCCUGUUAGCAAGCUGGACUGAAGACGGCUAAGGUCACUGGACACUUAAAGCCAGUAAUCCAACAAUUAGUGUAGCUGUUUGUUUUGUAUACGCAAUUCAGUGAACACAUGACACAACGCAAUAUUUGAUAAAAUAUUCCAAGAUAUCUCAUCACUUAUUUUACCACAGGCAGUCAGGUAUAUACGCUUCUGGUGGUGUUCAGCCAGGGAAGAUGGGCUAAGUUUGAAUGUUGUGUGUCUGAACAGUUGACCGACAGUCCCUGCGUAGUAUACCUUUGGUGUAAACAGUUCUAUUCAUUCAUCCUCUUCUAUAGGACAAAAUAAAUCUCACAGAAAUUGCAUAACUCAUAAAGAAGUCAUUGUUGUCACUGUUGACAGAGGGAAUAUUUUCUAUAUGUUUGAUUGUAGUUGGUGGUUUAGAAAGAGUGUUAGAAAGGUUAGGGCGUGGUGAGAAUUUCAAUAUCAUUCCAGUUUUACCUGUCCUCUGAAGGAUAUUGUGACAAGCUGGUCCGUUACCACUCGUAGUGUACCCUUGUCAUGCUAAUUGUAUUGAUUGCAUUUUCAGAUGAAGCAAUAUGAUAAUCUCUGUGGUUCACUUUGUCACUGAAAGGUCUUACAAAAUGAUCUUUCCAGUUUCUUGAGCUUGAAUGACGUUGGUCAUUGGGACUGCUUUGUGCCUCUCCUUUACUGACAUUCCUUUCCCCGUUGGUAAUUUCAGUUUGUUUAAUGAUGAACAUUUUAGUAAUAGAGAAAUUGUUUAGCUGUGUUUGUCAGCACUUUGACUUGACAUCAUUUCGUUCAUGACUUCCACUUUAAGAAUUCAACAUUUUUUCUUUGUAAAGAAUCUCUUUCCUUUUAUUUCACGAUGGUCCACUACUUUAAUUCAAAGUACCAUCUCCUCAGGAAACAGAUGGGCCGAAGUAAUACAUGCAUGGAUAUGAAAAUCAAAACAUUUUCCCCACAUGUACUACAAGCAGAAUUCCAAAAGAAUAGUUCAUGUUAUUUGACAUUCACCCACAGAGCAGUAGUUCGACUGCUAGUGGAACCAGUUCUGCAGGAACUUUAGUCAUGUCACAUUCUGCCUCCGAGGUGUCAGAUCAACUACAAAGCUACGGAGCUCAUAUUGCUGUGAACUAACUGCAAUAUAAAAUAUUUUUGCUGAAAAUCUUUUUAUUAAAUAUGAAUACUUUUUCAGAAAGAUGCAUGUUGCAACAGGCUUGAACAAACAUGGAUCCUACCAAAUUCUUAAAAAAAAAGAGUGAAUAAGAGCUAAUCAUCAAUCAUUAUCCAAACAAAAAAAUAUAUGACUGCUAUUUUCUCCAUUAAUACAUUUCUGAUAAUUUAGCAAAUAAUACAUUAGAGUGAAAUGAGUUAUUGUACAUAUGUUUUGAUUGUUAUUGAACAAAAUGCUAUAUGAAAAUGUACUACUAUUAGCAUCAUUAGAUAUUGCUGUAUUUGCAUCCUUAUUAAAAAGAACAGUCUUCACAUGCUUAUACUGAACGGUAGCCAAGAUGAAUUUCUCAACAUUUUUAUGAGCUCCUCUCUCGUGCAUUCUGUCAGGUGGAGCUUUGUGGAAAUAGAACGCGAUGUAUUGAACGUUUAUCAGGAUUGGACAGAAAUGCUUUACAUGAAUGUACAGGAUUGUAUAUUUGCUAGACAGUUUCUAUGUAAUAUCUAACUGCAGUGGAGCCAGACUUUUCACUAUGAAACAACACAGGAAAUUCAUUGGCUAGCACCUUUCCAACACAGUAUAACUUGUUCAACCAGUGUAAAGUCAAGUUUUCAAGAAGAAUUACAUGAACAAAAAGUUGCUUUGAUCAUACACUUAAUGUACACCAAAAUAAAUCGUGGUUUAUAGCAUACUUGCUAGACGAGAAAUAACAAAUUGUUCUUAGAAAUGGAAAGUUGAAUCUGUAAACAAUAA